CACCACCAAUCCAAUCCAAUCAAAUCAUUUAGAGAUCACCAACAUCACCACCACCACCACCACCAUCUCCACCAUGUCACGGUUGCCGGAGGACCAACUCAAACAAUUCCAAGAAAUAUUCAACCGGUUCGACCUGGACAAAGACGGGUCCCUCACCCACCUUGAGGUGGCCGCCCUCCUCCGCUCGCUCGGCCUCAAACCCUCCGGCGACCAGAUCCACAAACUCUUCAACCACAUGGAUUCCGAUGGGAGCGGGACAGUCGAGUUUGAUGAGUUGGUGAAUGCUAUGUCAUCCCAAAUGAUGACCGAAGAUAUAUUAAUGAAUCAACAUCAACUUCUUGAGAUUUUUAAGUCGUUUGAUCGGGAUGGGAGCGGGUUUAUUACGCCUGCUGAGCUUGCGAAAUCCAUGACGAAAAUGGGCCAGCCGUUGACGUAUCGCGAGCUGACUGAAAUGGUUCGAGACGCGGAUACGGAUGGGGAUGGUGUGAUUAGCUUUACGGAGUUUCAACGAAUCAUGGCUAGAUCGGCUGCUGAUUCACUUGGGUUCUCGUUGUAAUGAAUUUGGGCUUGAAGGGUACAUGCAUACGUUAAUGUAAAAUGGUUAUUUUGUUU
Messenger RNA from Helianthus annuus (common sunflower), 612 nucleotides. Its product is annotated as probable calcium-binding protein CML15. Bases 74 to 556 code for a protein of 160 amino acids. NCBI's taxonomy places the organism in Eukaryota, Viridiplantae, Streptophyta, Magnoliopsida, Asterales, Asteraceae. Gene Ontology annotation, molecular function: calcium ion binding; enzyme regulator activity. The transcript has a single exon. The record is from RefSeq and is a predicted model, not a curated record.